Molecule: messenger RNA, 864 nt
Organism: Mya arenaria
Lineage: Eukaryota; Metazoa; Mollusca; Bivalvia; Myida; Myidae
Product: ubiquinone/menaquinone biosynthesis C-methyltransferase UbiE-like
Exons: 3
Coding region: 39-677 (212 amino acids)
Biological process (GO): sterol biosynthetic process
Cellular component (GO): endoplasmic reticulum
Molecular function (GO): sterol 24-C-methyltransferase activity
Source: RefSeq, a predicted model, not a curated record
GCAAUAUAAAGGUCAGGAAGUAUGACAACUUCUGAUAAAUGGGUUCUGUGUUUGCAAAGCAAUUUUCAAAAAAUCUUGCAAAACCAAAUUCAGGACUUACAGGAUGGUACAUAGCUAGUGGUUUGGUGAGGACAAACAAGGUGCUGGAGGUGAAUGCAGCCCGACUGUGCAAGAUACAGCCUCAUCAUGACAUUCUUGAGGUCGGCUUUGGUCCAGGACUUGGGAUAAGAGAGGCUUACACAUUUCUUAAAGAUGGAACUGGGCAGAUAUACGGGAUUGACAUAUCACCAAGAAUGGUAAAACUUGCAACAGACAACAUGAAGGAAGAGAUUGCUGUCGGAAAAGUCCACAUCAAUCUGGGAGAUGUGGAAAACAUGCCCUUCAAAGACAACAUGUUUGACAGUAUUUUCCACACAAACUGCUAUUACUUUUGGCCUGAUAUUGAUAAGAGUAUUAAAGAGUUACAUCGAGUGAUAAAGCAUAAAGGACCGAUAGUGACCACGUUAAAUCUAAGUAGACUUAAUCAGCUUGACAAAAAAAACUUGAUGCAAUAUGGUAUUUAUGACCCAGACAGGUACAUGAGUGCCCUUCAAAGGAACGGAUUCGAAAAUGUGCACAUGAAAGAUAUUACAGACACAAUUACAUUUCAAGCCAUCAUUGCAACUGCACGAAAAUGACAAAUCAUUAACAACACAAAACUAAUCCAAAAAAAUCAGUAUUGUUUAUUCCUUCUUAUAUGGUUUAUUAAAAAUACCUUAUGGCGAGAGGUAUAAAUAUUAGCUCUAAGCUAUCUCCUCAAUCCUUACUUAUUAUGUAUGUAAUUUAUGUCUUUGAUAAAUGUACUUAUAAACAAUAAAUAUUGUU